AUGAGGAGCUGCCUGGCGCUGGCGGUGCUGCUCUCCCUGGCACUGCGGCUGGCCCACGGCCCCGGCGCCGCGGCCGCCCCGCGGCCCCGCCACGGGCUCCCCGCCAAGAGCGGCUGCGGCCCCGACCCGCCGCCCCCCGCGCUGCCCCGGAGGGCGCCCGGCGGCCCCGGCGCCGCCUACGCCGCCCUGCUCCAGCGCCUGCGAGCGGAGGAGGCCGGGGACAUGCACGACUUCUUCGUGGGGCUCAUGGGGAGGCGGGCGGCGGAGCCCGGGACCCCCGCGGAGGGGCACCGGGCCGCCGCCGGGGCCGCCGAGCCGCCGCUCCGCACGCGCUGAGGUGCAGCCCGACGGGACGGGACGGGACGGGACGGGACGGGACGGGAGCCCUCGCCGAGACGGGACCCCCUCGUCGAGACGGGACCCCCGGCGCUGCCCCACGGCGCCCGGCCCCUGGCAGAGCCCUGCGCGGCGGCGGCGCCGGGAAGCGGAGCCGCUUCAGAGCCGUCGAGGGAGCCGCCGGGGCCGGGGCCGGGCACCCGCAUACGCGCACAAAUACACCGUUACCGCAGUC
This is a messenger RNA of Rhea pennata, 571 nucleotides long. Its product is annotated as tachykinin-3-like. The record is from RefSeq and is a predicted model, not a curated record. The coding region runs from base 1 to 336 and encodes 111 amino acids. NCBI's taxonomy places the organism in Eukaryota, Metazoa, Chordata, Aves, Rheiformes, Rheidae. The transcript is spliced from 4 exons.